Molecule: messenger RNA, 2341 nt
Organism: Phascolarctos cinereus (koala)
Lineage: Eukaryota; Metazoa; Chordata; Mammalia; Diprotodontia; Phascolarctidae
Source: RefSeq, a predicted model, not a curated record
UGUACCUGCAUAACGGAAUUAUGAAGAUGAUGCCAUUCAUUUCUUCAGAAGAGGUAGGUGAGGAAGGAGCAAGUGCCCAGUGGUGGCUUUUCUUCAAGCUCCUCUUAAGGCAAAAAUCACAGUCUCUCUUGGAGAAGGGCUGCCUCAGAUCCAUCCCACCCAUGAGGUGCAUCAAUAUAUUUAGCCUUACAUCUGGUGGAAGUUCAGUGAUGGAUACACCACAAAGAAACAGAAUAACGAUAGAAGCCCUGGAAUCAGGACAGAUGACCUAUGCUUUGACACACAUGGAAGACUUGGAAAUGUGCCUAAAAGAAGCAGAAGAAAAGGCUAAGACAUUAACAGAGCGGCUUGCAGUGUCUGAAGGAACUAAGUCAAAGUUACUUGAGCAAGUGUCCUGGCUAGAGGAACAGCUAGAGGCAGCUGACAAUAGGGAAGCAAGGGGGGAACCAUACGAAGAAAUCAUGCAUGCCAAAAACCAGUGCAUAGAGAAAUUACAAGCUGAAGUUAAAGCUUCACAGGAACAACUUGCCGCUCAUAAACUUAAGCACAAAAGGAAAAUGAAAAAGCUACAGACCGAUUUGGCAACAGUUAAGCAGGAGGCUGCCAUCACAGUGCUGGAACUCAAUGAGAAGAUAAAGAGUUUCUAUGAAGGAAAGCCAACCCCUAGAGAUGGAUGGCAGGCUUGGAAGACAAGAGAGGCAGAAGAAAACUCUCUGGAAGAGUGCUGCAGAGGCCUUCCACUCGUAGAAGAAGGAGAUAGAAGAUUUAGUCUGAUUAUGGAGUUGUCUACACAAGUUUCACUGCAGACAGAGAAGAUCAAUCAGCUAGAAGAAGUUUUGGAGGAAAAGGAAAAGAAGAUACAGCAGUUGGAAGCAGAGUGAGAGUCUCCAAUGGUCAAAACUGAAAGCCUUCCAGAAUAUUUACUAGAAGCACCAAGUGCUUAUAAUGGUAGCAAUACUGCUGUGGAUGUUGAUGAGAAUUUGUAAAGAUUGCUUAGUAAGCGGACAAUAAAAGUUUAUUAAGUGACAUCAAGCUAGAUACAAAACUGAAGUAGCCUCACUACCCAUCAGUCUCAAGGUUCAAGAGAAUCUGUUGGAAAGAUACAAAGGAAAGGGUUCAGAAGCAAAGGCAAAAGUCUGCCUUUGAAUUCCCCAUUACAUAGCCAGCACAUACCUGCAGGGUCCAGGAAGCCAGGCUUUCAGUCAGAGUUCUAAUGGUGUCUAUAAAUCAUUAGCCAGGCCUCAGUGACAGUGGUGCAUGUAGGGGGGAGGGAGACACAGAGGAAGUUAAGUAGUGAAGGAACCCAGUGAAACUGCCAUUGAAGGAAGAAAAUAACCCAAAUUCCCUUUAUAUGCAGCUGUAUUGUGAAAGGAAAAUUGUCAAGCAGUGAAAAAGUUUGAACUGGUGAACUCUCCUGGGAGGGUGCCAGAGAAGGAGAAGAAACAUUACCAUUUCAGUACAGUAAAUAAGCAUGUACUCUGGCCUUUUGUGUCUCAGAUUUGUUUCUUUAUUGUAUGCAUUUUGGUUACAUUUAGAAAGGGUUUGUAGAAAUGAAAUCAAAGAAAUGAGGAAGAACAAAAAUAGAUAGGUUUGGAGGAAAUCCUCUCUCCCCUAAAAAACCCCCCCUCCCCCAAUAAACUCAUUUUUCUGUUAGGAGAAAGGUUGUAUUCUGUGUAAUGCUGCUGAGAUUUCAUCAUGAUAUUAAUGAUAGGUGUCUGGGCAGAAUCCCCUUUAUACCCUAGCUUUGCUAUGUCUCAACAAAGCUAUGGCUCUACUGCACAUGGUAUAGUAAGGAAAACCCACAAAAUGGUACAUACUACAUAAUGGCCAAGGUGAAGCCUCUUCUAGUAUCUUUUCACAAUGUGUGGCCUGGUGGAUGAAUCUUGCUGACUCCUAAACAGAAUUUCAAAGCAUUUUUUUAAAAAAAUAAUAUUUUAUUUAUUAAGCUCUCAUGGUUAGAGAUUAACUAGAAAGAAAAACAAAAACUUAAUAAACACAAAUUUUAUGUACACCACAAGCAAAUUGUGCAGAAGACUUCAAAUCCUGGAUGAAUCUCCUUUGAUUAUUUCUUGGCAAUUGUUAAAUUUUCAUCAUGAAGUUAGCAUCAUCAGGAAAAUAAACUAACACGUGUAGUUAUGCCUCUUAUUCGUAAUGAAUAAAGCUAUUCUCCUCUGAGACAAGAAAUGAGGUUUCCCUAGAAUCAACCACAAAAGAAGAAUAAAGUAUCUUGGUCUUUAAAUGAUAGUUUUCAUUUAUAUAGCACUUUACAACUUACAAAGCUCCUUUAUAUCCAUUUUCCCACUUGAUCCUUACAACCCACCCGCAGGUUCUUAUAAUCUCU